GCAAGUUGAUUUCAGACCAGCCCAUUGCACAGAAACCCACAUGAGACACUGACCCUGGGCCCCGCGGCCGAAGAGGUCUGGUCAGAGCUAUGAGGGUGGUGCUUCAGCCAUGCUCACCAUGGAUGACGCUCUGGAGCAGGUCGGGGAGUUUGGCUGGUUCCAGAAGCAAGCCUUCCUGACCCUAUGCCUGCUCUCUGCCGCCUUCGCCCCCAUCUACGUGGGCAUCGUCUUCCUGGCCUUCACCCCGGACCACCGCUGCCGGAGCCCCGGGGUGCCCGAGCUGAGCCAUCGAUGCGGCUGGAGCCUGGCCGAGGAGCUCAACUACACGGUGCCGGGCCCCGGGCCCGAGGGCCAGGCCUUCCCCCGCCAGUGCCGCCGCUAUGAGGUGGACUGGAACCAGAGCGCCCUCGGCUGCGUGGACCCGCUGGCCGGCCUGGCCGCCAACAGCAGCCUCCUGCCUCUGGGCCCCUGUCGGUACGGCUGGGUGUACGACACGCCUGGCUCCUCCGUCGUGACCGAGUUUAACCUGGUGUGCGAUGACUCUUGGAAGGUGGACCUCUUUCAGUCCUGUGUGAAUGUGGGCUUCUUCCUGGGCUCUCUGGGCGCCGGCUACAUUGCAGACAGGUUUGGCCGUAAAGUAUGCCUCUUGGCCACCACCCUCAUCAGCGCCAUCUUGGGCGUCCUGACGGCCGUUGCUCCAGACUACACGUCCCUGCUCCUCUUCCGCCUGGGGCAGGGGCUGGUCAGCAAGGGCAGCUGGACGGCUGGCUACACCUUGAUCACAGAAUUCGUGGGCUUGGGCUACAGAAGAACGGUGGCGAUCCUCUACCAGGUGGCGUUCACGGUGGGGCUCGUGCUGCUCUCCGGGCUGGCCUACGCUGUCCCUCACUGGCGCUGGCUCCAGCUGGCCGUGUCUCUGCCCACCUUCCUCCUCCCGCUGUGCUACUGGUUUGUGCCCGAGUCUCCCCGAUGGCUGUUAUCGCAAAAGAGAAACACUCAAGCCGUAAAGAUAAUGGACCACAUAGCCCAGAAGAAUGGGAAAUUACCUCCUGCUGAUCUAAAGAUGCUGUCUCUCAAAGAGGAUGUCACUGAAAAGCUGAGCCCCUCGUUUGUAGACCUGUUCCGCACGCCGCACCUGAGGAAGCACACAUUCAUCCUGAUGUACCUGUGGCUCACCAGCUCCGUACUGUACCAGGGCCUCAUCAUGCACAUGGGCGUCACCGGCGGGAACCUCUAUCUGGAUUUCUUCUACUCUGCUCUGGUCGAAUUCCCGGCGGCCUUCAUCAUCCUCGUCACCAUCGAGCGCUUCGGCUGCCUCUGCCCGCUGGCUGGGUCCAAUCUGGUGGUGGGGGCGGCCUGCUUCCUCAUGAUCUUUAUCUCACACGAUCUGCACUGGUUGAAUAUCGUGGUAGCUUGUGUUGGCCGAAUGGGAAUCACCCUCGCGUUCCAGAUGGUGUGCCUGGUGAAUGCUGAGUUGUACCCUACGUUCCUCAGGAACCUUGGAGUGAUGGUGUGUUCCUCCCUGUGUGACUUGGGUGGGGUCAUCACCCCCUUCCUGGUCUUCAGGCUGAUGGAGGUUUGGCAAGGCUUACCACUCGUUUUGUUUGCGGCUUUGGGGCUAGUUGCUGGGGGAAUGACGCUGCUUCUUCCGGAGACCAAGGGGGUCGCUUUGCCAGAGACCAUCAAGGACGCGGAGAACCUGCGGAGUACGGUCCCUGUGGACCAGCUGCUCCUGACAUGGUUGUGAUUGUUCAAAGCUGGAGACACAACCCACUGCAUCUGACCACUGGAGUUCCAGGUUCCAAACCAAAGGCUGCCCUCUAACAAGAAAGGUGGAGUUCCAUCUCAUCCCAAAGGCUCAUGGAAGACAUACAAGUGGCCCUUGAAAUCUUGCUCUGUGCUGGCUUUGCUCUAAAGGACAGCUGUGCAAUGCUGGACCACCACUGUCUGUGGGAAAAGGCUGGGUAAUUCUAACAUUUGGUGCAGGAAUCCUGGUUAAUUCAGUCAAAGUAGCAUAGUUUCUGGCAAUGCAUGUGUGAGAGCCACUGCACAGAAGGAUGCAGAGGUGCUAAUUAAUUGUAAGUUAAAGAAAAAUGACAUACUUGGUAAAGACAAAAAAAAUCAACACCGAAGAAAUACAGUGAAUGAAUUAAUGACCCUAGGUAAAAAUGCUCUUACCUAGGAAUUGGAUCAUUACCCAAUAAUCAUUAUUGUCAGGCUGCACAAAUGCACCUCUCUCACCCAUAUCCCCAGACUUUUAUUUUGUCUUGGAUAAAUAAAGGCCAAGAUCAAGGCACACUAUGCCUCAAGAAGUGUCUUGACUGCUUCCAUCAAUUGAUCAAUCCAUCAAUCCAACCAUCCACCAUUAAUUCACUUAGCAGUCAUUAACAAACCAUCUAUUAUGUGCCAGACAGUUUAGGUACUGGGGAUCCAGUUAGAGAAGAAGAAAGACAAAAUCUCUUGCUCUUAUAGAACUUAAGUGCUAGUUGGGGGAGACAAACUAAACCAAUAAACAAAUGAUUUAAGUAAUUUUCAAAGGAAGUAAAGUCACACAGGACAACCGGAUGCAGCAAGACUUGAAUGUAACCUCCCCACCCCCCGGGCUAAUUUAGUUUAAGUAAUUCUGUAAAAAAUGUUUUCCUCUUUUCUCAGAUAGAGAAUAUGUAUACAUUUAUACCUUGGUUCCUGAAAAGUGUAUAUCCCUUCUCUCUUCUGAGGAAGGAUUAAAAAUACAUGUAAAUCGUUUUAUUUGAUGUUCUGCCCCCUGAUUGUAACACCCCUUCCUAAAUCUAUUUAGACAGAGAAUUGUGUCUUAGUUUACUGUUCUUGUCCAGUAAGAUUUGUUAACAUUAAAACUCUGGGAGGCUGUGAGUGAAUUUCUUUAUGAAGCUACAAAUUCUGCCUUCUUAACUUUCAAUUGCUGGAGUGGGAUGGCCCCCAGUUCCCAAAUUUCAGCUCUAGGCAGUGGGCACACUAUUUUAUUUGUCUGCUGCUAUUUGUCAACAGCUCCCACUGUUGUCGUAAUUUUGUAAUUUUGUUGUUGUAAUUUUGGGAGCAGGGCCUCCCAUCUGCUCUUGUAAUUUUCCAAUUCCCAUGCAGAAGGCUGAAAGCAACUCAAGUAAUAUGGAGAUACUGUUUAGGUGUCACAUUUAAUCAGAAAAAAUGGGUGGGUGGAAUCCUUUAACCAACAUCAGACUUUUAAAAAAAUAAAU
Messenger RNA from Delphinapterus leucas (beluga whale), 3212 nucleotides. The record is from RefSeq and is a predicted model, not a curated record. Lineage: Eukaryota; Metazoa; Chordata; Mammalia; Artiodactyla; Monodontidae.